Messenger RNA from Symbiodinium sp. CCMP2592, 1968 nucleotides. Lineage: Eukaryota; Dinophyceae; Suessiales; Symbiodiniaceae. The record is from the annotation of a GenBank genome assembly.
AUGGCGGAUCUGGGCGCGAUGCUGGCGCCGGAUUUGAGGAAGAGGAUCGAGAUCAUGGCGGAUCACAUCGCAAGGAACGGCUCUGACUUCGAGACAACGGUCAAGCAGAAAAACGCGAGCAAUCCGCAGUUCUCGUUCUUGUACAGCGGCGAGGGCGCUGAGUACUACCAGCAGGUCCUCGCCCGGCACCGAGGGACACAGGUGCCGGCAGCGGCGCCGCCCGCGCCCCCGGCGGCACCGACUGCGCCGAUGCUUGCGCCGACGAAUCCGCAGCCUCCGCCCGCGCCGCCGGCGCCGCCGGCGCCCGUGCAGCAGACUGCGCACAUGUCAAUGGCUGGAAUGGGAGCGCAGCUGAGCGCUCCGAGUGCGCCAACAGCGGGCAGCCUGGCGACGCUUCUUCGAGGAGGGCAGGUUCAGGGAGCCCCGCCCGUCGAGCUGGCCGACGUCCUACGGCGAUGGAAGGAGCCACAGGUGCUGGCGCUGACCCCCGAGGUCGAGCGGCAGCUUCACGGAGUCCUGGCCUCCCUUGAGCACAUGGCCUCCCGGGAUGCCAUCAAGAGCGGCCGGCUUUGGAUCGAAUGCAACAGUGCUUUAGCACCGCACAUUGCCGGGCACAUCAUGGUCCGCGUGUCUUUCCUGUCCACCUGUGCUCACAGGUUGCACGUGUUGUACCUCGUGCACGACCUUCUGCAGACAGAAGCCGCCCGCAAGGACGCCCAUGCUCCUUUGGUCCGGGCAUUCAAGCCCUACUUGCCGUGGAUCCUGCGUCCAUGCUACCAGCUGGCGCUGCAGUCGCCGCAAGGAGACGAAACUUCGAGGGUGCUCCGUCUCGUGCAGCUCUGGGUGGAUCGGGGCAUCCUCUCUGCGCAGGAGGCCGAGGAGGUGAAAGCCAUCACGAUGACCCAGGAGCUGCCUGGUGUGCAGCCUCCGGUCGCGCAGGCCGCCGCUGCAGCGUUGCGGCCCAUCACGUCGGUGCCGGCUCCGCCGAUGCCUGGGAUGGCAGGCGCGCUGCGGCCGGCGAUGCCGGUGGCGCCGUGCAUGGCCCCUUUCGUAAAUCGAUCCGGUUGCCCGAAGCGCUGGGCAGGGGCGGCCAUGCCAGCAGUGCCCAUGCUGCACGGCUACCAGAAGCCGGCGCGAGCUGUCGGUGCAGAGCUUUGCAGGUCCCUAGCAAGGUCCUGGCUGGACUGCAGCACAGCGGCGUGCAGACGCCGAUCCCUCAAAGCAAAGGUCCUGCCUGCGCCGCACGUGCCGGCGCGAAGCGGAUGUGGUCUCAACAACUUCGGCGGGGAAUUGAAGGCUUUUUCUGGAAACAGCGGAGGAAGAUGGGCUCAGGGUGGCGCCUUGUGCCCGAGGUUUGGUGCCGGCCGCAGCCACUGCGGAAAUGAGAGGAGAACAUGCUGCGAAUUUGGACUUCAUGAUCUGGGCAUACAGACGACUUCCUGGCGUCGAUCACGACCUCGUGGACUUGUGGGCUUCGCACCAGAUGGAGCGCCUGCUUCGCGGCCUUCCCGACCUUGCGAUGUGGCUUUCUCCGUCUUCGCGUGCCUUCCGUGUGCUUUCAAAGCCAAAGCCGGAUGUCUGACAUACGGAAGUUGGACAUCUCGGCUACGGCCGGCUGACCCGUUUGAAGAAGCUUUGACGGAGCAUCGCACAUCACGAUGGACAUGGAGCCUGGUGGCCUGGCUGGAGACGGUCCCGGUGGGGGUCCUGGCAUCCAUGUUGGCCGGCGUCAGUCAGGCUCAGGGUGGCAGGUUCGCGAGGCACAAGCCGCUAGAUCCCGCCAUGACUCCGCAGGCCUUGCCGGCGAUGGAGGACCGCCGUUCCAGCAGUUCCUCGAGCUCCUCUCGGUCUCGGUCGCGCGAGCCUCGCGAGUCGCGGGAGUACGAGUCGACUCGGCACCUGGGUGGAGGCUUUGGCGGCUUUGGCGGCUUCAGCACCAUGAGUGCGGUGCCGCCUCCUGUGUGCUGA